Pecten maximus is the source of this 675-nucleotide messenger RNA. RefSeq lists its product as uncharacterized. The coding region runs from base 1 to 675 and encodes 224 amino acids. The transcript has a single exon. The record is from RefSeq and is a predicted model, not a curated record. Lineage: Eukaryota; Metazoa; Mollusca; Bivalvia; Pectinida; Pectinidae.
AUGGCAAAGCGACUGCUAGAGGCGGGUACUAGAUUUACCGGUACAUUUCGAGCCAAUGCCAGAGGUCAACCACAAGCCAUCAAAAAACCGAUUCUCAACGCAGGACAAGCUGUAUACAUGCGACAGGGCAGUAUUUUACUAUGCGCAUACAAAGAGAAGCCUACCAGGAAACCCGCCCGUUUGAUAUCAAAUUGUCAAACAGCAACAGUAACAAACGUGAGGCAAAAACCGGAAAUGGUAAAUCUAUAUAAUCGGUUCAUGGGAGGGGUUGACCUUAAUGACCAACUCACAUCGACAUAUGACGACAAUAGGAAAAGUGUAAAAGCUUGGAAAAAGGUUGUUUGGAACAUGAUACACAGAAUGUUGUUGAAUGCAUACAUAUGCUAUACACACAACACUGACCGACACCUAAUUGUUAGUCGCGUUGAGUUUAUCCAACUCAUUGUGGAAAGUCUAUGUCAAGAACAGCUUGACCAGCGUAUACCUGGUGGAAUUCGACGUCGCCAUAAUCCCAUGGGUGUGGUUCCCAUCAAUGGUCAGAGAGAAUGCGUGGUAUGUUCACGUCAUGAUGGGAAUGGAAGACGUCGUGCUAGAAGCGCAUGUCGAAUGUGCCACCGUGGAUUACACGCCCAAUGCAUGAAUGACCAUGUAUGCCGACGUGACGUUGAACAAUAA